GUUUCCCGGUCCUCGCAGCGACCGCGGCGGCGGCGAUACGCUGAGAGGACUAGGCUGGGCGGAAGAAGUCGAGCCCGAAGUGUUUCCGGUUCCGGUGUCAGUUCGAGGCGCCGCCGCCGCAGCUGCCGGAGCCGAGAUGCCUAAAGGAGGGAGAAAGGGAGGCCACAAAGGCCGGGCACGGCAGUAUACAAGCCCAGAGGAGAUCGACGCACAGAUCCAGGCUGAAAAGCAGUUGGCCAGGGAAGAAGAGGAACAAGAAGAAGGAGGAGAUGGGGCUGCAGGAGAUCCCAAAAAGGAGAAGAAAUCACUAGAAUCCGAUGAGAGCGAGGAUGAAGAAGAUGAUUACCAGCAAAAGCGCAAAGGUGUGGAAGGGCUUAUUGACAUCGAGAACCCCAACCGGGUGGCACAGACAACCAAAAAGGUCACACAACUGGACCUGGAUGGGCCCAAGGAGCUUUCAAGGAGAGAACGAGAAGAAAUUGAGAAGCAGAAAGCAAAAGAACGUUACAUGAAAAUGCAUUUAGCUGGGAAGACUGAGCAAGCCAAGGCUGACCUUGCCCGACUGGCGAUCAUCCGGAAACAGCGGGAAGAGGCCGCCAGGAAGAAAGAAGAAGAGAGGAAAGCAAAAGAUGACGCGACUUUGUCAGGAAAACGAAUGCAGUCGCUUUCCCUGAAUAAGUAGCAUGGCCUGAGGGAGGAGAUACCAGGGAACUGGGCCUUGUGGCCAGGACCACUGCCGUGUCUCACCCACACUGUGCCCUGGCGCCACUGCAGCAGCCCAAGACAAGUAGCCCCCCGACAGCCUGGGGCCUCCUCUUCAUCUUGGCACAGAAAUUGUUUGGUGGGCUAGGGGGAGGGGGCAGCUGCUGUCUUUGAGACACAUUCAGGACAGCAUUUCAUUUGUAACCAUUUGAAUGUUUUUGCUGUUUUUAGAAUUCAGAGCCCUUGGGGGUACUUGGGAGGUAGGUUAAGAAGAGCUUCUCUCUAUCCAGUAGAUUGCACGGUAGGGGGUGGUUGUGCUGGGGGCAGCUGCUGGCAAGUUUGCGACAACCACCCAUCUUUGUUGCUUGGGUGCUCACUCAGAGAGGCUAUUACCUGGGAGCCUGUGCCCUUGGUUCCUUGGGGGUCAUGGCUCAUCCAUGGCCAGUCCCCUCUGACUGAAGCCUCUCCUCUGCCCUUCCCUGCCCCAUUCCUACCCUUCUGGCCAGGACCUGUUCUUAACCCUACCCAUUGAUCAUUUCAAGAAACCUGUUUACUGUGCAGCCCCCAGGCAAAACAUGCUCCAAAAAUCCAACUUGUAUAUUUGGCAGAUUAAACUUGACAUUAUCGUAA
Messenger RNA from Pteropus alecto (black flying fox), 1332 nucleotides. It is a transcript of the gene PDAP1, whose product is annotated as PDGFA associated protein 1. The record is from RefSeq and is a predicted model, not a curated record. Gene Ontology annotation, molecular function: RNA binding. Bases 137 to 682 code for a protein of 181 amino acids. The transcript has 6 exons. Gene Ontology annotation, cellular component: cytosol. Lineage: Eukaryota; Metazoa; Chordata; Mammalia; Chiroptera; Pteropodidae.